GAGCGUCAUUUCUUCCGCAGGAAGCGGAAGGGCGAUAGGGUAGGCGGCUCUUUGUCGAAGCUACAGGACCGGCAGGCGGCAGCAGCAACUACGGCGGCGGCGGCAGAACCCAGCAGUGAUGUGGAGGUGGAGAACCACAGGAGCCCCGGACUUCACCUGAGCUACCUCAGUGGUCACCAAGGGUGGCAAGAAAAAGAAGAAAGCCCUGAGUUGGGGGGGACCAGGAUGCCUGACCGGGACAGCUAUGCCAACGGCACUGGGAGCAGCAGUGGAGGCCCUGGAGGCGGUGGCAGUGAGGAGGCCAGUGGGGCAGGGGCAGGCAGUGGCGGGGCCAGCUCAGAUGCCAUCUGUAGAGACUUCCUAAGGAAUGUGUGCAAGCGAGGCAAGCGUUGCCGCUAUCGUCAUCCAGACAUGAGUGAGGUAUCCAACUUGGGGGUGAGCAAAAAUGAGUUCAUCUUCUGCCAUGACUUCCAGAACAAGGAGUGUAGCCGCCCAAACUGCCGAUUCAUCCAUGGCUCCAAGGAGGAUGAGGAUGGUUAUAAGAAGACAGGAGAGCUUCCCCCUCGGCUGAGGCAGAAAGUGGCAGCGGGCCUGGGCCUUUCACCGGCUGACCUGCCCAAUGGCAAGGAGGAGGUCCCUAUCUGCCGUGACUUUCUCAAGGGUGACUGCCAGAGAGGAGCCAAGUGCAAGUUCCGCCACCUGCAACGGGAUUUUGAGUUUGACGCUCGGGGUGGAGGAGGCAGCGGUGGCGGUGGCUCAGCAGGCCCGGUACCCCCAGGACGACGUCAUGACCUCUAUGAUAUCUACGACCUCCCUGACAGGGGCUUUGAGGACCACGAGCCAGGCCCCAAGCGCCGGCGAGGUGGAUGCUGCCCCCCAGAUGGCCCCCAUUUUGAAUCCUAUGAAUAUAGUCUGGCUGCACCGAGAGGCGUGGAGUGCAGGCUGCUGGAGGAGGAGAAUGCCAUGCUCAGGAAGCGGGUGGAGGAGCUAAAGAAGCAGGUCAGCAACCUGCUGGCCACCAAUGAGGUACUGCUGGAACAAAAUGCCCAGUUCCGCAAUCAGGCCAAGGUCAUGACCCUGAGCUCUACUGCACCAGCGACGGAGCAGACUCUGGCCCCCACCGUGGGCACUGUUGCCACUUUUAACCAUGGCAUUGCCCAGACUCACACUACUCUCAGCAGCCAGGCUCUACAGCCUCGCCCUGUAUCCCAGCAAGAACUGGUGGCCCCCACUGGAGCUCCAGCUGCUCCCCCAACUAAUGCUGCACCUCCUGCUGCUCCACCACCCCCACCCCCACACUUGAACCCAGAGAUCACGCCAUUGUCGGCUGCUCUGGCUCAAACAAUUGCCCAGGGGAUGGCACCCCCACCUGUCUCCAUGGCUCCCGUGGCUGUAUCUGUGGCUCCUGUGGCCCCUGUGGCUGUAUCGAUGGCCCAGCCCUUGGCGGGAAUCACGAUGAGCCACACCACCACUCCCAUGGUGACUUACCCCAUCGCUUCCCAGAGCAUGCGUAUCACAGCCAUGCCACACUGAGGGGGCUAAUGGACACUCCCGGGGUAUAGCCUCCCAGGGCUGGGGUCGAGGGGCCCUUACCCGCUCGCCUAGCCCUCCCAGGCCCUGUCUGAAGGGCUCACUUAAGAACUAGGAUGAGAGACUACAAGGAGUUUGCUUUUUGAGAAGGGAUUGGGCUGGUCUGUUUUCUCUCACCUCCCUUUUAUGAGGGUCCUCUUGUCCAUCUUCCUUCAAGCCUCACAGAGGGGGGCUUGCGUAGGAGUGCAGACUGAAGCCAGCAGAGAGGAAGGACUGACCGAGGGGCUGUAUGUCCCCUGAUGGGAAGAUGGGGACAUCCUGGUCUUGUCCUCUCUUCUGCAUAGCACAGGUUUCAGCACUGGCUUUGUAAGAAAAAACAAAAACAAAAAACCCUGCCUAGAGGGAAAGCCAGGAAAGAUUGGGAAGCGGGUGGCCAGGAGAGAAGGCCUGAUUGGAGCCUUUAGACAAUUGGAGGCCUAGCGGAGUUGGACAAUACAGGAACUGUUCCUGGGCCCAUGGGAAGGUGGGGACCAUAGUACUCCAGCCCAAAGACGAGGGGAGCUUUUCUUACCUUGGCUUGGCCUGGAAAUCCAUAGGGCAGGGCCCACCACUUUCCAAAGAAAUAAAAAAAGAAUUAUUUUUAACAAAUGGAGGCAGUGAAAACUUGCUUAGAUAUUCUGUAUGGAAGAUAGGAGCGGUAAAUAGAUCUCAUGCCAAAAUGGGAUAAAGACCCCCCCACCCUCACAUAGUUUGGGUAAGGUUGGACUGAGGUCAGGUGAAGGGUAGAGACCCAGAAUAAGACCAAAUGGGGCUUUGUGGGGUAAAAACACUGGAGCCACCCAGUCUAGUUUAAAAAUAGUCCCAUCUGUUUCUGGUUUCUAUCUGCAUGUACUACUCCCAGGAUACCUUAGUAACCAGGGCUCCUGGGGUCAUUUAGGGGGGCAGGUACUAAGGAGGGUGGCUGUGCUGGGAAAUGGCAGUGGGCUAUGUAUUGACAGAUCCUUUCCUUAUUCAAACAGUAGGGCAGGUGGCAGUUGCUCUCUGAGUUGUUGAUGGCAGUUAAUAUCCCCCAUCCCUUCCUCAGUUACAAUGCCUUAAGCCUUCAAGGCUUGGGAGGUGCUAGGAAAAGGAAAGUUCUUCUGGGGACACGAGCCUCGGUGUUCAUCUCUUCCCACUGCCUCCAAAAAGAACCACAGAGGUUUAAAAUCCAUUUUUAAGAGUCAGUAAGGCCAGGGACCCCCAUAGCCAAUCCUCAGUUCCUCCUGAGCUCAUGGUUGAUGUAGGGGAAACAACUCAGGUGUCUGAUGGGACAGUGGAUUUGGGGUAGAGAAAGUGAUCCUGAGUUAUGCUUCCCCCAUUGUAUCUCCUGCUACCUCUU
This is a messenger RNA of Mustela erminea (ermine), 2908 nucleotides long. RefSeq names its product zinc finger CCCH-type containing 10 (gene ZC3H10). The coding region runs from base 226 to 1533 and encodes 435 amino acids. The record is from RefSeq and is a predicted model, not a curated record. NCBI's taxonomy places the organism in Eukaryota, Metazoa, Chordata, Mammalia, Carnivora, Mustelidae. The transcript is spliced from 3 exons. Gene Ontology annotation, molecular function: metal ion binding.